AUGAAAUUCACAUACAGCCUCAGUCUAGCUUUGUUCUCAGCAACAGCGAUUGCAACACCAGUCCAACACUCAUCACCUUCCCCAUCCCCUCUAUCUGCGACUAUCUUCACCCCACCAUCAACAUACAACAUCCCCCGAACCCUCUACGCCCGCACAGCUGAGCUUCCAAACGGCGACCUCCUCUCAACAUGGGAAAAUUACUCUCCCGAACCACCACUCGUUUACUUCCCAAUCUACCGUUCAAAAGAUUACGGUAAAACCUGGUCCGCCUAUUCAAACGUCACCGACCAGGUAAACGGCUUUGGGCUCCGCUACCAACCAUUCCUAUACUAUCUCCCCGAACGCAUAGGUUCCUUUCCAGCGGGAACGAUCUUGCUAGCGGGAAAUAGUAUUCCAGAGGACCUCUCAUCGACACAGAUUGAUCUAUAUGCUUCCUUUGAUCAGGGAUUGAAAUGGGAGUUUGUGAGUCACAUUGCUGCUGGUGGGGAGGCGGUGCCGGAUAAUGGAUUGACGCCUGUUUGGGAGCCCUUCCUGAUGGCUUAUAAUGGGAAAUUGAUCUGUUAUUAUUCUGAUCAACGGGCCAAUACGACAAAUGGCCAGAAAUUGGUUCAUCAGGUCUCGCAUGAUCUUCGAAGCUGGGGUCCCGUUGUAGAUGAUGUUGUCUACCCUACAUACACUGAUCGACCGGGAAUGACAACCGUCACGAAGUUACCCAAUGGGAAAUAUAUUCUUAUGCACGAAUACGGCUCUUUCUUCAACACGUCCGAUUACUCGUUCCCAGUCUACUACCGCCUUGCAGAGAAUCCGGAAGAUUUCAACUCCGCAGAAGGAAUUCAACUCAUUGCCUCGGGUGGUACGGAGCCGCUCUCUGCACCGUAUGUGACAUGGACACCAUAUGGUGGUAAGCAUGGAACCAUUGUUGCAAGCGCAGAAUCAUCGAGUAGUCUAUUCAUCAAUCAGGCUCUUGGAGAGGGCGAAUGGACGGAGAUUGAGUGUGCUGAAAGCGCGAGCUAUUCACGCUCGGUGAGGGUGCUUGAGCAGGGUACUGGUAACUGGUUGCUUGUGUCCGGGGGUGGAGUACUUGGAGGCGACGACAAUAGUGUCACUGUCACUGUGAUGAAUUUGAAGAGCUCAUUGUAA
Penicillium angulare is the source of this 1140-nucleotide messenger RNA. RefSeq names its product sialidase family protein. The transcript is spliced from 4 exons. The coding region runs from base 1 to 1140 and encodes 379 amino acids. The record is from RefSeq and is a predicted model, not a curated record. Lineage: Eukaryota; Fungi; Ascomycota; Eurotiomycetes; Eurotiales; Aspergillaceae.